AAGACAGUCAGUUAUCUUCAAGUUUCCCCUCGAAUCGGUACAUCAUCUACGAAAAUGUCUGUGGCGCUGAUCAUCCUACUAGUUACGCCACUUCUGCUAAUUUUCGUCUACGUCAAGCAAAAGUACGCCUACUGGUCCCGUCAGAAUGUCCCAUUCAUGGAACCACACUUCCCGUACGGAAACUUCAAAGACCUCAACCGGAAAUCAACGGCAGACGUCUCUCAAGACGCCUACCGGCAAAUGAAAGACGUAGGGCCAUUUUACGGUGCGUACUUUUUCCUGCAACCGCUGAUCAUCGUUACCGAUGUGGAUCUGAUCAAAACAAUCUUCAUCAAGGAUUUCAAUUUCUUUCCGGAUCGUGGAGUCUACUUCAACGAACGGGACGACCCGCUGACGGCUCAUAUGUUCGCAAUCGAAGGAAACAAGUGGCGGUCGCUAAGGCAACGGCUUACCCCGACCUUCUCGUCGGGUAAGAUGAAGAUGAUGUUUCCAACGCUUGCUGCGGUGGGGGAUAACUUUUCUGAUUUUUUGGUGAAGGAGAUCGGCCAGGGUCAGGUGGUGGAAGUGAAGGACUUUAUGGCACGGUUUACAAUCGAUAUCAUUGGCAGUUGUGCGUUCGGAAUUGAGUGUAAUAGUUUCAAGGAUCCGCACGGCCGGUUCAGAGAGUUUGGCAAGAGAGUUUUCGAAACUCCGAGGAACUCACAGCUGGUACGACUUGGAUUGAUACUGUUUCCGGAGCUUGGCAGGCGCUUGCGGGUCAAAGCUCUGCAGGAUGACGCCAGUGAGUUUUUCUACGGUGUCGUGAAGGAUACGGUGGCCUAUAGGGAGAAGAAUGCGGUGGAAAGGAAGGAUUUCCUAAGUUUGCUGCUUGAUAUGAAAAAGGAUGGAGUGGAUUUCACCAUGGAUGAAAUUGCAGCGAACUCGUUUAUAUUUUUUGCGGCUGGUUUCGAGACGUCGUCAUCAAAUCAGACCUACUGCUUGUACGAGUUGGCGCUUCAUCCGGAGUAUCAGGAGAAGGCUCGGCAGUGUGUGUUGAAAGCUUUGAAGAAGCACGGAAGUAUGACGUACGAAGCUGUUUGCGAUAUGCAAUAUCUGGAUCAGUGCAUCAACGAAACUCUUCGGCUGUACCCUUCGGUUCCGGUUCUGGAACGUAGAGCUUUCCGGGACUACAAGAUUCCCGGUCACGAUUUGGUCAUUCCAAAGGGGAUGAAGGUUCAAAUUCCGGCGUUUGCUAUUCAUCGAGACGAGCGGCACUAUCCUGAUCCAGAGGUGUUCGACCCAGAUCGGUUCCAUCCGGAGGAAGUAGCCAAACGGCAUAUUUGCACGUUCUUACCAUUCGGUGAAGGUCCUCGCAUAUGCAUCGGAUUGCGCUUUGGGAUGAUGCAAUCUAGGGUGGGACUUGCUACAAUCUUGAGCAAAUUCCGCUUCAGUACAUGUUCGAAAACACUUAUCCCGUUGGAAUACUCCAGCAAAAGUUUCAUUCUUACACCGAGAGAAGGACUGUGGUUGAGAGUUGAGCCAUUGUAGAAAUCC
Messenger RNA from Ochlerotatus camptorhynchus, 1533 nucleotides. Its product is annotated as cytochrome P450 6a2-like. The record is from RefSeq and is a predicted model, not a curated record. The transcript has 2 exons. NCBI's taxonomy places the organism in Eukaryota, Metazoa, Arthropoda, Insecta, Diptera, Culicidae. Gene Ontology annotation, molecular function: oxidoreductase activity, acting on paired donors, with incorporation or reduction of molecular oxygen; heme binding; iron ion binding. Bases 55 to 1527 code for a protein of 490 amino acids.